This is a messenger RNA of Penicillium macrosclerotiorum, 2568 nucleotides long. RefSeq names its product putative GARP complex subunit Vps53. Gene Ontology annotation, cellular component: GARP complex. Gene Ontology annotation, biological process: retrograde transport, endosome to Golgi. NCBI's taxonomy places the organism in Eukaryota, Fungi, Ascomycota, Eurotiomycetes, Eurotiales, Aspergillaceae. The record is from RefSeq and is a predicted model, not a curated record. The coding region runs from base 1 to 2568 and encodes 855 amino acids. The transcript has 3 exons.
AUGCCAUCAAACGAGGAACCCACCCUCGACGCCUUGGAUGCAGUGGACUAUGACCCGAUCGACCAUUUGAAUGCCAUCUUCUCGCAUCCCUCAACCCUCUCCUCCGUCUCUCAGAUCUCAAAUUCCCUUCAUGCCUAUGAAGAUGAAUUGGACAACGACAUCGGCGUCCUGGUCGAGGAGCAGGUCACCUCCAAUGCGGAGAGUGUAGAGCGCAUCCAGACGGCAAAGGCAGAUCUGUCAGAGCUGUUCAAGAAGAUUGACGAUGUACGGGAGCGUGCUACGAAGACCGAGCAAUCCAUCACCGAUAUGACGGCCGACAUCAAGCAAUUGGACAAUGCGAAGAAGAACCUCACCCUCUCUAUGACCGCCCUCAAGCGCUUGCAGAUGCUCACUACGGCAUAUGAUCAGCUUCAAUCGCUCAGCCGGACUCGACAAUAUCGCGAUUGCGCCCAGCUUCUCCAGGCAGUAAUCCAGCUGAUGGCUCAUUUCAAGUCGUAUCGAUCGAUUGACCAGAUUGCGAUUCUGAGCCGGAAUGUGGCAGAUAUCCAGCGAGAAUUGCUGGAGCAGGUCUGCGAAGACUUCGAGAUAGCUUUUGCCAAGAGCGAAGUGGCUCAAAAGCGGGUAAUGCUUUCAGAGGCAUGUCUGGUCGCGGAUGCCUUGGGCGAGCAUGCUCGGUCACGGCUUGUGACCUGGUACUGCAAUACCCAGCUCCGCGAAUAUCGUCAGAUAUUUCGGAACAAUGAAGAGGCAGGAUCACUGGACAACAUAUCUCGUAGGUAUUCUUGGUUCCGGCGGAUCCUGAAGAUCUACGAUGAGGAGAAUGCGGCGAUUUUUCCAACCUCCUGGCGAGUGAACGAAACUCUGGCCAAUGUAUUCUGUGAAGGCACACGGGAGGAUUUUAAAAACAUUCUUUCUCGAUCAGUACGCAGCGGCCAGACAAUUGAUGUCAACCUGCUACUUGCGUGUCUGCAAGAGACCCUUGAAUUCGAGCAUUCUCUUGAGCGUCGCUUUGCACCUCCGUCUCGCCCAUCUACUGACACUUUUGCUUCAUCAAUUGAAACUCCUGCAUUCGGCCAGUCAAUCUCAGAGGCCUUUGAGCCGUAUUUGAGCGUCUGGGUGGAGGCACAAGACAAGCAGCUGGCUGCGCUCUUGCCAAAAUACCGCCAACAGCCCUUGAAACCUCCUGAUGAAGAAUUCAACUCCCAUACUGUCCUCUCAUCCUCGACUGAGCUUUUCACAUUCUACCGUCACGCUUUCCAGCAAUGUGCCAAGCUUUCAACAGGUGGCAGUUUGGCCGAACUCGCCAAGGUAUUUGCGAAAUAUUUGGACCAGUAUGCACAGCAAGUUCUUCUCAACUAUAUCAGUGAGCGUUCUACUGGCCACACGCCCUCGAAAGUGCCAUCAAUAGAGGAUCUGGUGUCGGUCCUUAACACCGCAGACUACUGCUAUACGACGUGUACUCAGCUAGAAGAGAAAAUCAAAGGUCGUCUGGAUGAGUCUCUGAAGCAAUCAGUAGACCUUCAGAGCCAAGCAGAUUCCUUCAUGGGAAUUGCUUCUGCCGCUGUACGAGGUCUUGUCCGGCAAGUCGAAGUCACUCUGGAGCCAAGCUGGAGAGAAAUGCGCAACACUCCAUGGAGCAAAAUCGAGGCAGUAAGCGACCAGAGCUCCUAUGUGAGUGAGCUGCUUUCCCGAACAAAGGAGAAGGCAUCCGAGAUUUUGCAACUCUUGCACAAACAGCAGUAUGCUCGGGCAUUUUCCGAUCAUCUGGUUGAGUUCAUGUCGAGUCAAUUUAUCAAUAAUGUCUUCCAAUGCAAGCCUGUUUCUGAGACAGGUGCCGAACAGAUGCUCCUAGAUUCUUAUACCCUGAAGAGCGGCCUCUCAUCUCUGCUCCCAGCCCCCACUCCUCCAGGCUUUGUGAAGCGCGUAAACAGCAGUUUCUUCAAAAUUGAAACUCUUCUAAAGACACUUCAGGUCCGGCCAUCUCCACCGGAGGCCCUUGUACAAGCAUACCUCAUUCAUAUCGCUGACCGGAACAACAACAAUUUCCGCAAGAUCCUCGAUCUGAAGGGCAUCCGCAAUCGACAAGAGCAGAAUCAUCUUGUCGAGCUAUUCCAGCUGCACCGUGCAUCAGACCGCUAUGCAUCAAGCCUGCAGCCCAGCAACCCGAUUCUUAAUUCUCUUCAAACUCCCGUCACCACAUCAACCGGAUCUGUCUCUCAAGGUCUGGGUCUUAGUGGCGCUGGAUCUAUGCCCUCCCGCUUUGACGCCUCGAUGCUCGGCUCGGCCCUCAUAUCUGCUGCAAAGGAUGGCGUUGAUCGUUUCGGCAACCCGAGCCUCAGUACCGUUACAGGUGGAACAACCUCGAUACCCGUUCUUGGUAGCACCCCCGGCAGUUCAUCUCCGGCUCCAUCAGCAUCAGCUCAGCAAGCUGGAUAUAUCCAGACCCCAUCUGAGCCCACCGCUGCCGGUAAUCUGAAUGAGAAUCUCAAGAAUAUCGGCAAGUUCUUCCGCCGCGACUUGGGGGGCUUUGGGGGCCGGUUUGGACUUGGAAAUGAUGAUGCAACAUAA